Cephus cinctus (wheat stem sawfly) is the source of this 1324-nucleotide messenger RNA. It is a transcript of the gene geminin, whose product is annotated as geminin. NCBI's taxonomy places the organism in Eukaryota, Metazoa, Arthropoda, Insecta, Hymenoptera, Cephidae. Bases 190 to 732 code for a protein of 180 amino acids. The transcript is spliced from 5 exons. The record is from RefSeq and is a predicted model, not a curated record. Gene Ontology annotation, biological process: negative regulation of DNA replication; negative regulation of cell cycle. Gene Ontology annotation, cellular component: nucleus.
AUACAAAUAUAAAGCCAGAGAUGAUAAAGCCGCCAAAGACAACUGAAGGAAAAGGAAGAAGAAUCGGUUACAAAUUUUUGAGAGGCACCGAACAUUAUUUGAGUGCGUAGAAUAGCGUAAAGUGCAGUACAAUAUCUUGAGUGGGAGCCACGCUCGAGGCAUAUUUCUUGUGACUAGCCAUAGCGAAUCAUGAAACCUGGAGGCACGACUAAAGUCUCCGCCGCCAAAAAUUCUGUCGUCGAGGACGUUAAAACCAGGAAAUCAUUGCAUGUUCUUCAACAAGCUGCAACGGACAAGGAAAAUCUGGUGGGGGCAGGGAGAAUUUUAAGAUCCACGGCAUUGGGCAAAGAAGCAUUUAAGGAUCAUGUUUCUAGUGAGAUGACAGACAAGAUGAAGAACGAAAUUACUAAACGUAAAAAGAUUACAUAUAAGGACAGGGCUGUGCAAACUGCCUGGGGUGAAAAAAUAAAUAUUAAAGUAGAAGAUUUGACUUCUGAAGCUGGACCUAGUGAAAAUUAUUGGAAAGUUCUCGCCGAAAGACGACGAAUAGCUCUAGAUGAUGCCUUAGAAGAAAACAAAGAGCUCACAGAACGAGUACAGAAGCUCGAAGAAGAAAAUCGCAUUUGCAAGGAAAUGCUUGACGAAACCCGAGCGCUUGUUGAAGUUUUACAGGAAAUGAUUGGCGAAGAUCGUAGUGACAUCAACAAUUCUCUUGAGGACAGUGCGCUGUAAUAUGAUUAUUCGUUUCCCAACUUCUUAUUUUGCUCGCCAUAAAUCCUUCAAAUAAGUCCUUGAAAUUGUUACUACUGCUAUGAAAUAAUUUAAAUCUUAUGGAAGUUCGAGGUGGACUUAUAAUGUAAAGAGCUAGAUCUUCAAAUAAGAUUAACAUUAUCAUUAUCGUUAAGGAUCUCGAGUGUUAGGGUGGUGAAGUUAGUUAUAAUUUUUGUUACAUUUCAUUCCUGCAACCAUUUCUUUUGUCAUUAAAAAAUCUUACUUCUCAAGUGAUUAGUUCAUAUCUGUGUGCGUGCACGUGUUUGUUUUAAUUAAGAAAGAAAUCUGUAAUCCUAGUGUUCGUUAUGCAUCUGAUUAAUAUAGUAAGAAAAUGGGGUCCAUCUCGAACGUAAUGUGUACCAAUGUAUAUUUGAUUAAAAAGUUAGAAUCGACGAAAAAGAAGCUAAUUAAUGUUAAUCAUUAAGUUCUCCUUCAGUACAUUGCUCGUAUAUAAGUUUAUCUUAUUUUUACAAAGAAUUAUUUAGUUCGACAGAUUGCAGACUCUGAGAGUAGAAAAUACGACUGAGACUAGAAAAUAGAAAUGUGCAAAUUA